UUAGAGCGCCCCGCCCGUAGCGCCCAAGUAGCGCGCCCCGCCCUUAGAGCUCCCCACCUGUAGCGCGCUCCGCCCGUAACACUCCUCGCCCCUCGCGCGCGCCGCCGGCCCCUACUCGCAGCGCCGGCCCUAGCUCGCCGCGCUGGCCCUAGCUCGCCACGUCGGCCUCGGCUCGCCGCCAGUGCUGUCGUGCGGCCACUGCUGGUGAGCUGCAGCCGCCUCUGCUGACACCCGGGCGCCAUGGUGAACGUCGUUCUCCGCCUGGACGCCAAGGGCCGGGCGGUGGAUUUUGAGGCGUGGCUCGCCGACUUGCGCCUCCACCUGAAGGUUCAGCGUCAGGAUGGCCAGUCACUGGCCGUCCACGUCGACGGUAAGUUGCCCUGCCCUCCCGCGCCUGCUGCCCUCGCUUCCGACGCCACGUCUGCUGAGCGUGAGGUUUUCACAGCUGUUGAGCUAGCUCGCUCUAUCUGGGUGUCUCGUGAUGCCGCUGCGCAGCUAGCCAUUAGUCGCGCCCUCCCGCUGUCGGAACGUCCCCACUUUCGGGCCAUGGAGAUUGCGAAGGAGUUUCUAGAUGCCGUUAUCGCUCGCUAUUCCACUCCUUCCUCCGCCUCUGCUGGCCGUCUCCUCCUGUCCUUGCUCUUCCCUGACCUAGCUUCCUUCUCCACUGUCGCUAAUCUGGCCAACCACCUGCGCGCUCUAGAGUCUAGCUACCGCGCUGCUAGCAUUGAGGCUCAGCUCAGUGUAUUCCCCCCUCCCAUCGGCGUCCCUCUUUAUCUCAUCGCCAUGCGCCUCCCUGACCGCCUAGCCACCGCCCGAGACACCUUCCUUAGUCUUCACCCCGCAGACCUCACCCUUGCCGACUUUGUCGCCACCCUGUCGGCGAUAGAGACCCGCGAGCGCACUAUCGCACAGUCCAACGGUACUGCGGCGGUCCCUAUCUUCCAGGGCUGUGCUCCUUCCCAGUACACUUACUCUGACGCUUACGCCACGAUCGAGAAGGAGCUGCAGUACCAAAGCGCAUUGGAGCUUAACCUAACAACCUUCCGAGCCAUCAGCCACAUCCCUCUUGCCUCGGACGUAGCCAAGUAUGCGCGGCAGAACAUGGUCACUCGCCUGGACAGCUACCAGCAGAAGGACCUCAGGACGUUUAAGGAGGUGGUUGCAGUGAUCGACUCGCAGGUCAUCCCCAUCAUCCGCCGCUCCGCCCUCUCAGGCUUCGCCAUCUUCAACACCGAGCUUCCAGUGUUCUUCGACCAGCCAGGCGCGCCUCAAAUGCUCGCAGACAUUCUAGCAGAGCGGGGCUACUUUGUGUACUGGCAGACCCGUAUCCGAGAGGUGCCCGUGCGCAUCGACCCCGCCACCUUUGCCAUCGAGUGUCUGCGGCGCACCACCAUGGAAUUCCACAUCAAGUUCGACCGCCCCCUCAUCCGCUCCUCCGACGCGCUCUCCUCCCUCUCUGCCUCCUCCUUUCUCACUGCCACCGCUGCCAUGGCCUCUGCCUCCUCUCGCUCUCUCAUGCCGCAUUCGGCGACCUUUGACCCAAGGUGAUCAGAGUGCCGGGGUUGGCAGGGGGGGCGACCACAGGGCCUGAGGGGUGUCCUCCUUUGCCUCCCUGGUUCCCACAGGGGAGAAAAGGAAGUGAAGGGAUGGUAAAUUGCGGCUGCUGCAGGUGGAGUUUCACAGCCGAGGGAAAUUCACACCACAACACCCCCACGUAGGAGAACAGGGCUGCUGCACAAUUCACUGUUGAUAGGACAUAUUAGAGUCGCAUAUUUGGUUCCAACUGUUGUGAUAUAAUUCAUACUUAGCAUUUCUGUAAGUCGAUUAUCAGUAGAUAGUGUCGAAUUCUACUAAUAAUUAUAAGUCCGUAGGAUGAUGUCAGCAAAUAGCGCUCGUCAUGAGGACAGUCGUUUCAGUCAUGCGAACAGUCGCGCCUCUUCAUUAUCAUUUAGGGCGCAUAGCGCGAUGGUGGCGAACAGGUACAUUAGCGAACAGGUACUUUCCUAGAGCUAUAAAAUCCUUGUAAUGUU
Molecule: messenger RNA, 2030 nt
Organism: Closterium sp. NIES-67
Lineage: Eukaryota; Viridiplantae; Streptophyta; Zygnematophyceae; Desmidiales; Closteriaceae
Source: the annotation of a GenBank genome assembly